Messenger RNA from Zingiber officinale, 1893 nucleotides. Its product is annotated as thylakoid lumenal 15 kDa protein 1, chloroplastic-like. Bases 162 to 752 code for a protein of 196 amino acids. The record is from RefSeq and is a predicted model, not a curated record. NCBI's taxonomy places the organism in Eukaryota, Viridiplantae, Streptophyta, Magnoliopsida, Zingiberales, Zingiberaceae. The transcript has 6 exons. Gene Ontology annotation, cellular component: chloroplast thylakoid.
GAACCCGAACGGGAUCCUCUCACGAUAAUGCUUCGGAUAACUGAUAAGGCGUCGAGCCCGAGCGGGACCCUCUCACGAUAAUUCUUCGGAUAAGGCGGCGAACCCGAACGCGAGCUGUCGACGACGGCGAAAGCUGGCGAAGUAGAAGAAGCUGUAGAUCAAUGGCAGCGCUCAUCGCUCAUUUGAACCUCGCUCCUCCUCAUCCUCUUCUCUCUCCCAAAACCAAGCCCUCCUCUUCCAAAUGGCCAUUUUUCCUACCUCCACCUCAAUCCCGCUCUGCUACGAGAUCCGCGAGCGCAAGUUUUCACCCCGUUCAGUGCCCCGUGGACUCGCCGCCUCUAUCUCUGGGUGUAGGAAUUGGGCGGACGAGCGCCAUUGUCCUCCUUGCCGCCUCGCUCCUCAUCGCUGACCCCGCCUUCGCGUAUAAGGGCGGGGGUCCAUACGGAAUCGGGGUGACGAGGGGGCAGGACCUCAGCGGCAAAGACUUCAGCGGAAAGGUCCUCAUCAAACAGGACUUCAAGACGUCAAUCCUGAGGCAGGCCAAUUUCAAAGCUGCAAAGUUACUUGGGGCGAGCUUCUUCGAUGCCGAUCUGACAGGUGCCGAUCUCUCUGAUGCAGAUCUCAGAGGUGCAGAUUUUUCCUUGGCAAAUGUAACUAAGGCAAAUCUAAGUAAUGCGAAUCUUGAAGGUGCACUUACUACUGGCAAUACAUCUUUCAAAGGAUCUAAUAUCUAUGGAGCAGGGAGGGUUUAGUGUUGUGGAAAUGACAAGGUCUUUAUAUGCAUUGAAGGAUAGUUUGAUAAAGUCAGCUCCAUUCUUUUGAAGUAUAUCAUAUUACAAGUAUUUCAACUCACCUUUUACUCUAAGAAGCAUAUUCUUUCAUCGUUUAUAUAGAUGAUGAUAGAUAUCAUCAUUGUUAGCGAUGACACUAGGAAUCACUAAGGUGUUCCUUUAUUAGAACUUUGAAACCAAGAACUUGAAAGGUUUUUAGUAUUUGUUUUCGAGGGGAGAUAUUUGUAUAUCAUAAUGGAAAUAUAUGCUUGAGGAAGUUGCUAACCUAGCAAAGAGACAUUUGACAAAGAGACAUUAUUUAAUUCAAAUAUCAUAGAUUGGUUAGAAAAUUAAACUACCUUUACUGCCAUGAGACAUGGAUAUCUUAUUUGCUGAGUAUGAUUUUUUAGUCUUUUUUUUUUUUGAGGCUUCAUGUCAUAAUCACAAGGACUCUAGGAGGUGAUUAUAAGGAUUCAGUAUCUUAAAAGUGCUUUAGAAAAGGGACUCUUAUAUUAGGGCCAUGGUCAUCUUAUAUUGUAGGAUAUACACAUGUAGAUUGGGUAGGUACUCCAUUAACAAGUGAUCUGUAGCAAAGACUAUUAUGUUCUGCAAACGAAAGAGCAAUAAGCCAAUUCUUUGGUUAGGUCGAGUGUAGAAGCAUAAUACAGAUCAUGACUCUAACUACACGUGAAUUUAUCUGUCUUAGUUGGAUAACACUUAUACUAAGUUGGUGGUGAUAUUAUGGCAAUCAAAUUGUCGUGCACAUUGCUUCCAAUUCGACCUUUAAAAAGAUGAUGGAAGAUGGAACAGAGAGAUGUACUUGCUAAAGGAAAGUGUGCGACCCAAUGAGAUCAUUUCUCCUUUUCAUUUUGGGUUACAAAUUGUUCAAUUUGGGAAAGAUACUUGAUUGACCGUUUCUGAGAGCUCCUAAAAAUUUAUUCAUUUGUCACAGGGUUACAAUAGAUGCUGACCCUACCGGAAGAUAUGUUUUUGUCCCCAUUUCUCAGUUUGACUGCAGAACUGCCGUCUUGAAUUUGUCACGGCCUCUGUAUCUAAUGCUAAAUACUGAUUGCAUAUACAUAUUAAUCAGCCCAGAACUAUAAUUAAUUCCUCUUUUUUUUUU